AUGGACUGGGAGAGGGCCAAGAGCAACCGUGCCACUCCAGCCGAGGGUUUCUCCAGCCACUGUGGCGUUUCUAUGCCAGAAGAGGAGGAUCUCAAACUGGCAUCGUGGUGUUUCAUCAAGCCACUUGCAAGGCUUUCCAUAAGCACAUUGAAAUGUUUUUUUCUCUCAUUGUAGGAAGAACUCAAAAGGCUCCAACACACCUUGGAACAGGUCAAUGAUGGCAAAGACUUGCUUCAGAGCCAUCAGCUUGCCAUGGACGAAGAAAACAAUAUUGAAAAAUAUCAUAUCAACUUACAGCCCUUGGAAUCAAAAGUGAAAAUUAUCCAGCGAGCAUGGCGUGAGUACCUGCAGCGCCAGGACCUGCCACACCACGAGCCACUGGACAAGCGCAGUCCCUCCCCACCGUCCCUCUCCUCGGACAAGAUGAGCAGGUCCAUCAGCAUGAACACCUUUUCUGACAGCAGCACACCGGUGAGUACAGCUUACCAGUUAGGGCCCAUUUUCCUAUUUGUUGCUUUCUAUUGGGUUCCUUUCUAGGAUUUUGGAUAAAUGAAAGCUGAAUUCUGGGCUAAUCAUGAAAGAGGGACUUCUAGGGGAGUAGCAGUGUCUCAAAUGAACCUGCAAGCAGAUGAGUCUCUUGUAGGUACCGUUGAAUGA
Messenger RNA from Egretta garzetta (little egret), 657 nucleotides. RefSeq names its product IQ motif containing J (gene IQCJ). The transcript is spliced from 5 exons. Lineage: Eukaryota; Metazoa; Chordata; Aves; Pelecaniformes; Ardeidae. The record is from RefSeq and is a predicted model, not a curated record.